ACUUAAUCCCUCUCCGCUUGAUCAUAAGUUUCAAGACACAUUUGAAUCUCGUCGAACCUUAGUUUUGGUUGUUAGCUUAACUUGGUUUUACACUUACGCCAUUACGACUUGACUAAGUGCAUUCACUAUAGAGGAAAGCUUUAGCGAUGGAUAACUACCAGUCAUUGUUACCAAUUUUUGCAGCAGUUCUUGCAGUAUGGAGUAUUUUACUUGGAAUGUCUUUUCAUCAAAUCGAUGAAGGUCAUGUUGGUGUCUAUUACCGUGGUGGUGCUCUACUAUCUCAGACCAACGGACCCGGUUAUCAUCUGAUGAUUCCCAUCAUAACAACAUACAAACCUGUUCAGAUUACUUUACAAACUGAUGAAGUAAAAGAUGUUCCUUGUGGUACAAGUGGUGGUGUUGUCAUUUAUUUUGAUCGUGUUGAAGUAGUCAAUUAUUUGGCGGCUGAAAGUGUUCAUGAUAUUGUCAAGAAUUAUACAGCUGAUUAUGAUAAAACACUAAUAUACAAUAAAAUUCAUCAUGAACUAAACCAAUUUUGUAGUAUACAUACCCUACAAGAAGUGUACAUUGAAUUAUUCGAUCAAAUAGAUGAAUUUUUAAAGCGAACAUUGCAAGCAGAUCUAAUUUUAAUGGCUCCUGGUUUAUAUAUUCAAGCGGUACGAGUUACGAAGCCUAAAAUUCCUGAAGCCAUUAGACGCAAUUAUGAAGCUAUGGAAGCUGAAAAAACAAAACUGCUAAUUGCUGAACAACAUCAAAAGUUAAUUGAACGAGAAGCUGAAACUGAGCGUCGUCGUGCAAUAAUUGAGGCUGAAAAGCUAGCUGAGGUUUCUGCAAUAGAAUGGCGAGCUAAAUUAGUUGCUCAAGAGCAUGAACGAAAAAUCAGUGAGGUUGCAGAUGCCACACAACUUGCCCGAUCUAGAGCGCUUACAGACGCAGAAUAUUAUCGUGCUAUGAAAGAGGCUGAAGCAAGCCAUUUAAAGUUAACUCCAGCGUAUUUGGAAUUAGCUAAAUACCAAGCUUUGGCACAAAACUCUAAAGUUUACUUUACCGGUGAUCAAGGAAACCUUAUUAUGGAUCUUUUGAACCAAAUGUCUUCAAGUUUGUCUAAAUCAAAUGUGUCAGCCAAAGACCAGGUCACAUCUUCAUUUGUGUAGCAUUUCAUUUUUUAGUAAUUAUACUACCUAAAAUUUUUAUAUUUCAUUCGAAGUUGUCUAUUUAUGUACAUUUUUGUAAUAUUGUACAAUAAACCAGAAACUUUUUACUUGUCAGUUCUUUGUUUUUUUAUGCACACCAACUACAGAUGUGAUGCUUCAUUUUCUAAGCCACUGAUCUGUCAUAACUUAUGCCCUUGCACAUGAUGUGUUCAUUUUUUUGGUGGUAUUGAAACGUAUUAGUAUGUUUGCGAUAUUAGUAAGCGAAACUUUUUUAUUUAUUAGCUUAACUAGAUUCUACAGGCAUGCAGAUCUGCUAGAUAGAAGCAGGAUUUCGUGUUACAAAGAAAUCUCAGUAAAAUAUUUGUAGCGCUAUGGCUGAUCAAAGUGGAGCGUCC
This is a messenger RNA of Schistosoma intercalatum, 1549 nucleotides long. Lineage: Eukaryota; Metazoa; Platyhelminthes; Trematoda; Strigeidida; Schistosomatidae. The record is from the annotation of a GenBank genome assembly.